GUUGUGCAGGAGAAAGAGAGAGAGAGAAAAAGAUAGAGAGAGAGAGAGAGUCUGGUGUGACAUUUCGCCGUGCACUCCGUUGUUUGUGUUGCUUCGUGUGUGAUUGAGUGUGCGUGCGUGUGUGUGUAUGUGCAGGAGCAGAGGUCAGGGCGGCAGCAGGUCGCACUUCGUGUUAAGGAGCAACAGGAAACCUGUUGAAAGUUUUAGAUGAUCGAGAGUGCUCAGGGUAGAUCACCGGCUAUCCCGGGUCAUGCUGGGAGUUUUCGCGGGAUGAGAGGAACCACCAGGGGCCGCGCGCACUGGGGAUAUCCAGGACGCCGGUAGUGCGCAUCCACUGGGAGCGGCGGUCAGUGGGGUGGGUAGCUGGCGUGCGGACGGACCGACGGACAAACGGGCUCACUGUGGGGUCGCCACCCACCAUCCCACCUACCCCCUCCCUGCUGAUGACAAAGCGGGUGACCCGACCGAUGAACAAAUCGGGACGAGGUUUAUCGCCCCGAGAGCCACGAUGAUCUCGGCGUUUUUCCCCCUGAAGAAACUGCGGCGCAAUGGCAAGUACCUUCUUUUUGGGGCGAUUCUGUUGGUCGGAGCUGUGGCCGUCUACCAUGAGAUGGUCGCUGCAAAAGCAUGGAACGGCGAAACGGGUAUGAAUCCUGACGCUGACAGCGGCAGCUGGAGGAGAGCCAUGUUUGAAGAGCAGGUCAGAGGGGACCAUCAGCCAAACUACGUGGAGGAUCCAGCUGCUUUCAGCUUCAGCUAUACUCCGCAAACCUGGAAGCCAGAGUACAAGGGACAGGCCAAUCUGCACGUGUUUGAGGACUGGUGUGGAAGUUCUACAGCAGAGCUCCGCAAGAACCUGCACUACCCGCUGUAUCCUCAUUCCAGGACUACAGUACAGAAGCUGGCCGUCUCUCCUCAGUGGACCAACUAUGGCCUUAGGAUAUUUGGUUAUUUGCAUCCAUAUACUGAUGGAGAGUUUGUGUUCGCUUUGAGCUCUGAUGACAACUCUGAGUUCUGGCUUAGCACUGAUGACUCGCCCCUCAACUUGCAGCUGCUGGCGUGGGUUGGAAAGACCGGCAAAGAAUGGACUGCCCCAGGCGAGUUUGAGAAGUAUGCUGGUCAGACCUCCAGACCAGUUAGGCUUUCUGCUCAGAGGAGGUACUUUUUCGAAGUCAUCCACAAGCAGGACCACAAAGGGACUGACCAUGUGGAGGUGGCAUGGCAGCUCCUGGACCAAGACUUCAGGUUCAUGAUUAUUGAAUCCAAGCACAUCUCCCUCUAUGUUAAUGAGUCUGCCUUUUUAAUGAGCGAUGUAGCCCACAUACCACAGACGGCUGCGAGCCACCAACACACCCCCACAAAACAGCACAAUGCUGCAGCAGACAUGCUGAGGGAAGACCCGCGAGACACGCUACACCAAGUGCCUUUGAUAAACAGCAAGUUCCUACAAGGUGUCCUGCCUGACUGCUCGUACAAACCCAGCUACACAAUCAAGGACUUUCCUUUGCUUCGCUACCAAGGACUGCAGUUUGUUCACAUGUCCUACAUCUACCCCAAUGACUACACCCGACUGACACACAUGGAGUCAGAGAACACCUGUUUCUACUCUGAGAGCCCCUACUACAUGAAGAUGUUUGGUUUCUAUAGAUACAUGAGACUAGACCGUCCUGGUAUGCAGGAAAACAGAGACACGGACAGAGAUUUGGGGUUCCAGAGGAGGAAAUCAGUCAUAGAUGAGGAGGAUGAGUUUGAUAAUGAAGCCUAUCAAAGAGAAAAGGAAACCAGGCCGGACCAGAUAGACAACAAUCUUUUUCCAGACUACGGAGAUGAUUAUGAUGAUUAUGCUAAGAAUCGCAGGCGCAAACUCUUCUCCUUACUCGGGGAAGAAACAAAUAACUCACUGAACUCUUAUGACACAAGACUGAAUGUGGAUAAAUUGCACAGGAGGCAAGAGAAAGACAACGCCUCACAGCCUCUGCAGUUGAAGCCAAUGCAAAUCUCAAAUCAUCACUUGCGACAAAACCAGACAGAGUUAAAACUAGAAAGCCCAGUAAAAAAAGUAGAACAGAUAAAACCAAAAGGAAAGAGACCAGCAAAGAGACAAAAGGUAAGAUCAGCGAAGGCAAAUGUGAGACCAAGAGACCGAGAGGAGCUUAAAGUAAAGGAACGACCAGCAGUCCCGUCAGAGCAGCUCAAAGUCAAACAGCAUCAGAUCCAGAGGUCUCGUAAAAUGAAUCAAACCCAAAUCCAGAGACUCAAAGACUCAAAGAUUCAAUUCUUAGAGAGGAAUGCUCCUUUGGCUUUGAAUCCCACCGUGGCCAAGCAACAGAGGACUGUAACAAGAGCAGUGGAGCUCCAGCAAGCUGCUAACAAGCGUUUUACCACUCCCAGAAGAGACAUCAACCGUCCUUUAGUAAGGUUAAAUCAAAGGGACACAGAUACCAGAGAACGCCUCAGGGAUAAGGAGAUAGAGAUGAAUAUGCCCCUAAGGCAGGAUUUAGAAAACAGCAUCCACAGAGGUAAGAUGAUCACCAGAGACAAGAUGGAUAAAAAGUGGUUGGAUCCGGUAAGAGAGGAGGACCAAGUGGGGAACAGAGACGAGGUUCGCAACAAGGCCAAGAACACUAGAGACACCAGGGAGGGUGAGAGAGACUCCCUAUGGGGACCACCAGAGGACUUUACUACAGAUGAUGAAGAUCUGACCCCCGCACCGGUGUUUGACACAGAGGUUAACUGGAGCCAGACCUUCCACGUCAACCACCUGGACCUACAGGCACGGCGUUCAGAUUGGAUCGACCUGCGCUGCAAUGUGUCCGGAAACCUGCUGCUCCACUCCAGUGAUGCUCUGCCCAUAGUCGAGGCUUUCAUGGACCAAUUCAAAGAAAAGCACCAGGGGCAGUUCACAUUGGUGCGCGUGGUUAACGUGGUGAAGCGUCUGGACGGAAUGCAGGGCAGCCGCUACCUCCUGGAGCUGGAGCUGAGGGAUGUGAACGGCCAGCUGCUGCGUCUGUCCCAGUACAUCUACGCUUUGUUUCGCCACAGCAGGAAACGCAUCAGGGACUUUGGUUUCCAACAGCAGAAACCUGAGCUGGUGCUGUGUAACCCUGUGGGCUUCCGCUGGAAUCCUGCCGCCACCGUCCACUUCAUAGUGCCAGUGAAAAACCAGGCUCGAUGGGUUCAGCAGCUGAUUACUGACAUGGAGAAACUCUUCAGAGAAACUGGAGACGCCAACUUCAACCUCAUCAUCACUGACUACAACAGCACUGACAUGGAUGUGAGGAAAGCUCUGCAGAAAUCCUCGCUCCCCAGGUACCAAUACGUGAAACUGAGUGGAAACUUUGAGCGCUCUGCUGGUCUGCAGGCAGGCAUCAACCUUAUCAAUGAUAACCACAGCAUCGUGUUUCUGUGUGAUCUCCACAUUCACUUCCCGUCCUCUAUCAUCGAUACCAUCAGGAAACAUUGUGUGGAGGGAUACAUGGCCUUUGCUCCCAUAGUCAUGAGACUGGACUGCGGGGCUACACCAUUAGAAGCCAGAGGAUACUGGGAGGUGAAUGGCUUUGGCCUACUGGGAAUCUAUAAGUCGGACCUGGAUGCAGUGGGAGGAAUGAACACCAAAGAAUUCACAGACCGCUGGGGAGGAGAAGACUGGGAGCUCCUCGACAGGAUCCUCCAGGCAGGACUGGAGGUGGAGAGGAUCUACUUGAGGAACUUCUCCCACCACUAUCACUCCAAACGUGGCAUGUGGAACCGUCGGAUGUCGCCCAGCCAAAGGUGACCUCGUCACCUGCCGCUGCACCGCGACAUUGCUACAGUUAUAACCACAGAAAUCAGAGCACUUUAAGGCCGAAGCAUGAUUCCUGCUACAUGAUCGAUAUACCUGCUGAGUGACAGAGGGAGUGACACAGGAUGCUGACACACACUGUAUUCAUUCACUCAAGCUUUGCAAUGCAGCAGCUUUACAAAUGGCGACAGUGAAGGUCGUUGCUAAGGAGCUACUACUGAUACAGUUUUUUUCACUGGAUGUACUGUUGGCCACUGAUACGGUAUUGGCUGAUGAGUGCCACUGACUAUAUGAUAUUAUUAUAUAUGAAGAUGAUGCGGUGCCCCAUGUUGCUGACUCAGACCAUGGUGAUCUGCACUACUGGCUGCCAAGACCUGACCUGAUCCAAAGACUAAAUGUAAAUCAGACGACCAAGCACACUCCAAGGACGUAGAAACACAAGUGUCUUGUAUCACAAAGAUCACAAGUCUUGCACACAAGUCUUAACUGGAGAAAAAAAAAAAGUUUUGUUUGUGACAAAAUGAAAUAUCUGUAUUUGACUCCACAUUGUUGUCUAGGGUAAACACAGCCUCAUUCAUCGUGUUGUAAUUUAUAUUUAUUAUAUUGAUGUUUGUAGGAUUUUUGUCAUUUGUGUUAAAUGUUAUUUCUAGGAACAGGCCUUGACAUUUCAGAAAAGUGUACCUCAGUUUGCCUGUUGAGAGCCCUCCCCAGGUUGUUCUCAUCUAUAUUAAAUGUGCCUUCUGCUGUGACUGUUAUUCAGGUACUGAGGUCUGUUUUUACAGGCAAGUCAGGAAAAGCUAUAAACCGGUAAAAGAUGGAUAGUCAGUUUUUUAAAAAUAUGUAUGUUUGUGUUUCCUAGUGUAUCACAUGUCUGCCUAUUCUCUGUACACUGCCUCUUACCAAAGAUAAUAGUUGAAAGUUGAGUACUGCAGAGAAGGCAUAACACAUGGUUCAGUUUUGGUCAUACAACUGAUUGGAGUGUCUGUGAAAGCAUUAAGGGCCGUUUUAGUCAAGAUGUAGUUUUACUGUGACAGCUCAUAUUCUUUUAAUUGAUCCACCCGCUAAAUUUAAUAAUUGUUCCGAUGAAUCUUAAAUUCUGUCUUUUUUGGCUGAGUCUAUGAAGCUUUCGGUGAAAUAUUGUUUUCAUUGGCUCACAGUAAAGUAGAUAGGAAAUGUAGUGGGUGAAGAAUGAUCUUGUGCACUCAUAUUCUUUUGUGUUAUUUAAAACUAAUGGCAGCAUUUUCCGAUUUCUCACAUUCCGCUUCAGCAAACGUGUGGUUUACUCAAUCAUUUUACACUUUGACACUUCACUUUUCAUUUAGGGCAAUGAAUACACAACACAAUUAUGUUCUGAUGCCAGAUUGUUGAUGGUUUUAUGCCAAGAGUUGUUUUGUUUUGUUUUUCUUGUACCAAAGCAGUCUUGCUUAUGUAAUUUGGUUUCAGGGUUGGCCUGGGAUGUUUGAUAGCCUUUAUCCCUCCUCUUUCAUCCCUUCUACUUUUUGGUUUUUAGAAAUACCUCAUCCCUCUCUUAAUGCUGGGAGUAAAUCUCUGCCUUAUUGUAUGGUUCAGGAGUCUCUUCUCUCAGGGACAGAUUUUCUCUAUUUGACACUGCCUUGACAAAUCUAAGGAAUAAAUUUCUCUGAAAAAGAUA
This is a messenger RNA of Lates calcarifer (barramundi perch), 5432 nucleotides long. It is a transcript of the gene b4galnt3b, whose product is annotated as beta-1,4-N-acetyl-galactosaminyl transferase 3b. The record is from RefSeq and is a predicted model, not a curated record. Gene Ontology annotation, molecular function: acetylgalactosaminyltransferase activity. Lineage: Eukaryota; Metazoa; Chordata; Actinopteri; Centropomidae. The transcript has 20 exons. Gene Ontology annotation, cellular component: Golgi cisterna membrane. Bases 509 to 3775 code for a protein of 1088 amino acids.